Asparagus officinalis (garden asparagus) is the source of this 1703-nucleotide messenger RNA. RefSeq names its product beta-glucosidase 25. The transcript has 13 exons. Gene Ontology annotation, biological process: carbohydrate metabolic process. Bases 2 to 1549 code for a protein of 515 amino acids. Gene Ontology annotation, molecular function: beta-glucosidase activity. Lineage: Eukaryota; Viridiplantae; Streptophyta; Magnoliopsida; Asparagales; Asparagaceae. The record is from RefSeq and is a predicted model, not a curated record.
UAUGGCUUUCAUAUGGAGGGCUACAUUAAUGUUAUAUCUUGGCUUCAGCUUCUUCUUCACCAUUGAAGCCAUUGAUAGAUCAGAAUUCCCUGACAAUUUCGUGUUUGGAACAGCUUCUUCUGCUUAUCAGUUUGAAGGAGCUGUGAAUGAAGGGAGGAAAGGAGUAAGCAUAUGGGAUACCUUCACAAGGAAACCGGGGAGAAUUCUGGAUUUUAGCAAUGCGGAUAUUGCGGUGGAUCAGUACCAUCGGUUUAAGACAGAUGUGGACUUGAUGCAAGACAUGGGAAUGGACGCAUAUAGAUUCUCGAUAUCAUGGCCACGGAUCUUUCCAAAUGGCAUUGGGGAACCAAAUCAAGAAGGAAUAGAUUACUACAAUAGCCUGAUUAAUGCUCUUCUAGACAAAGGAAUACAAUCAUAUGUUACUCUUUAUCACUGGGAUCUUCCACAGGCUCUUGAAGAUAGAUAUGAUGGCUGGCUUAGCAAACAAAUAAUAAAAGAUUUUGAGAAUUAUGCUUAUACAUGCUUUGAAGCCUUUGGUGAUAGAGUGAAACACUGGAUCACUUUCAAUGAGCCCCAUGGAUUCUCUCUCCAAGGUUAUGAUACCGGCGUUCAAGCUCCCGGGAGGUGUUCGAUAUUAUCUCACUUGUUUUGUGGAGAGGGAAAUUCAUCAAUUGAACCAUAUAUUGUUGCACAUAAUAUGCUUUUAGCUCAUGCAGCAGCAUUUCAUACUUACAAGGUUCACUUUAAGGGAAAGCAAGAUGGUGCUAUCGGGAUUGCUUUGGACUCAAAAUGGUAUGAACCAAUAUCUGACGAUAAUGUAGACAUCGACGCUUCUCGCAGAGCAAUGGACUUUGAGUUAGGAUGGUUUUUGGACCCUUUAAUCUUUGGACAGUAUCCUCAUUCAAUGCAGAGAUUAGUGGGCAAAAGGCUUCCAAAAUUCACAAGUGAGAUGUCUAAAUUAUUGGCUGGUUCAUUGGAUUUUGUAGGCAUCAACCAUUAUACAACAUUAUAUGCUCGAAACGAUCAAAGCAGAAUAAGGAAGAUUGUGAUGAACGAUGCAUCAACUGAUGCUGGUGUAAUCAAAACUGCUUAUCGACAUAGAGAGAGGAUUGGUGAAAGAGCUGCAUCAUUAUGGUUGCACAUAGUUCCAUGGGGUAUCCGCAAGUUGAUGAAAUAUAUCAAAGAAAAAUAUAAGAAUCCUGUGAUUGUUAUUACAGAAAAUGGUAUGGAUGAUCUAAAUAACCCAUUUAUCAGCCUAAAGAAAGCUCUGAAGGAUGAUAAGAGGAUACAAUACCAUAAUGACUAUCUCUCAAAUUUGUCUGCAGCGAUAAGGGAGGACAGAUGUGAUGUACGUGGAUACUUUGUUUGGUCUCUACUUGAUAACUGGGAAUGGAACUCAGGCUACAGAGUUCGUUUCGGACUCUAUUUUGUUGAUUACAAGAAAAAUCUCACAAGGAUACCAAAAUCAUCUGUUCAAUGGUUCAAAAAUAUUUUAGACAGAGACCGAUAUAAGACAAGUUACUUAGAAUCCUCUACUAUUUACAAAUGAUUGUGAUAAUGUAUAGAAAAAAGGUUCAUUACUUUGUUAGGUCAUUCCAGUUUUCAAGUGUAUAUAUAUUCCCCAUUUGUAAAUAUCACCUAUUCUGCCGAAGAUAGUAAACAUUAUCUUUAGCAAACUGGAAUGAGAUGCAUUUAUAACAGAA